Phytophthora nicotianae INRA-310 is the source of this 1143-nucleotide messenger RNA. RefSeq lists its product as hypothetical. The record is from RefSeq and is a predicted model, not a curated record. Bases 1 to 1143 code for a protein of 380 amino acids. The transcript is spliced from 6 exons. NCBI's taxonomy places the organism in Eukaryota, Oomycota, Peronosporomycetes, Peronosporales, Peronosporaceae.
AUGUCAGCCGACAACAUUUUCUACAUUCAGGUGCUUCAUGUAAUAACAGCUGAGAAGCAAAGUCUCCCGUCCGUACCUGAUAGGAAGAGAUUGACCAAGCUGGACAGAUCGACGCAGCGGUGCCAUCGGCAAAGACGGUCGACCCAGGUCGACCUCCGAGGAAUACGAGCUGGUCUGCGUAAGCGAAGUAAUCGAACACUUCGCCGAAGACGUGGAGAGACCGAUAGCGACCUUGCCCGAAUGCCCGCGAUUACGGAGAAAUUGAAACUUGGAGACAUCCAGACCAACGACGACGAGAAGAGCACCUUCGAAGCCGUCGACCAACUGCGACGGAUCAUCCGAGGUCAUAAACACCGGCGGCUCGGAGAAAGAGCAACGCAUUGCCGUCGGCUGUGCGAGGGGCUUCUACAAUAUCGCCAUCGGGGGCGCAAAGCCUGUGGGUCAGUGUAUACGCGAGGUGGCGCUGCAUUUUCACCGGAAGUUGUCCGACCCGAUCAGGGGCCUGCUGUCAGUGAUGACCAUUUAGAUGUUCACCUCUCCAUCGCCGACAUCGGGUUCUGCACCGAUUAUCUAUUGGUGAACAGCUUGACGCAUCACAUGAUCUACCCCACGUUGGUCAGCGAUCUAUUGGAUCUACCUACGGCCUUUAGACGACGCGCUGUACAACUACCAGGGAUUCCGAAAGACAGCGAUUGGUCGGGAGCGAUGGACGGCUUCCAGUCAGGCGAGCCGGCCGACAGUUCUGAGCCGCCGAUGCUUUGGCAUCGAUCCUACGUUGACAACAUCUUGGAGGCCACGGAAUCCUGGGACGCGCUUCGGGAAGGUCGACCGACAUUUGGACGCUCGCGACCGGUGGAACGUGGCGAUCCGUGUCACCAGGCCCUCCUGGUGAUGUUGCAAGGUGGGUCACCUCGGACAUCACGUGUCCGCCGACGGCCUCGAGGCCUAUUCGAAGGAUCUGGAGUUGCUGGCGAGCUGCCGUUUCCGGGUACGCUGUGCUUGAUGCAAAUCUUCUUGGCGACCUCAACCACUAUCUUUACGACCUACGCGUCGAACCCGUACGAACUGGGGGAAGUCGACUUCUUCGAGAGGAUCGAAAGACGGACGAUGCGACUGGGGAUGAGGAGGUGGACGGUCGCCUAA